AUGGGGAGCGACACGGAGACGGAGAAGAAGAAGACCCCGGUGGCGCUGAUGCCCAUCGCGAAGCCCCUCGCUGGAAAGAAGCUCUGCAAGCGGACCCUCAAGCUCGUGCGACGAGCCUCCGAGGCCAAGUGCCUCAAGCGCGGAGUCAAAGAGGUAGUCAAGAGCAUUCGCCGCGGGAACAAAGGGUUGUGUGUGAUUGCUGGAAAUGUUUCUCCUAUUGAUGUGAUUACACAUGUUCCAAUACUAUGUGAGGAAGCUAAUGUUCCUUACAUAUAUGUUCCAUCAAAAGAGGGUCUUGCGACCGCAGGAACCACUAAGAGGCCGACUUGUUGCGUCUUGGUUCUGACCAAACCAACCAAGGGGGAGCUCAGUGAAGAGGUGAAGGAUAAACUGAAGUCAGACUAUGACCAAGUUGUAACCGAAGUUGCUGAGGCUACAUCUGCAGUGUUCUGA
Miscanthus lutarioriparius is the source of this 453-nucleotide messenger RNA. NCBI's taxonomy places the organism in Eukaryota, Viridiplantae, Streptophyta, Magnoliopsida, Poales, Poaceae. The record is from the annotation of a GenBank genome assembly.